CAUCGAAAUCAUAUUCAACUACUCUUCUUUCCACUUUCCUCCGCCUCGCCAUCCGCUCCCCGACUCCCUUCCCCUUCUCUUCUCCCUUUUCCCCUCCGAUUCGCCGUCGCUCUACCCCGAUGGAUCGCCGAAUCGUUCCUCCUAGUAGUGACGCCCACGUUUCGCUGCCGAUGGAGUCUCGGUCGAUGUCCGGUGAGAUCCACGUGAUCCUUGGCCCCAUGUUCGCUGGAAAGACCACCGCUCUCCUCCGCCGGAUCCAGAUCGAAAUGAACAAUGGAAGCAGAUCCGUGGCGAUGAUUAAAUCCGACAAAGAUCACAGGUAUGGACUGGAUUCUGUAGUGACGCACGAUGGGGUGAAGAUGCCAUGCUUUGCGGUGUCGGAGCUUUUGUCAUUCCGAGAUAAAUUAGGCGCUGAAGCAUACAAUAAGUUGGAUGUGAUAGGAAUUGAUGAAGCGCAAUUCUUCGAAGACCUUUACGACUUCUGCUGCAAUGCAGCAGAUUGCGAUGGGAAGACUGUUGUCGUUGCAGGUCUGGAUGGCGACUACUUAAGGAAGAGAUUUGGCUCGGUGCUUGAUGUUGUUCCACUAGCUGACUCGGUGAUGAAGCUCACGGCACGGUGUGAGAUUUGUGACAACACUAUGUGGACGGAGGUUGUUGAUAAAGCUUCAAGGACUGCAUCGACUAUCCUGAUGAGUUCAACCGGGGUUUGAAGUCCGAAAUAACUUAUUUACGUUGUUACACUUGAUCAUUCGGUAUACUUAGAAUCCUUCUGUUUGUUUCCUGUCCUAUCUGUGACUGCUAAAUUUCCAUAUAUAUAUAU
Messenger RNA from Musa acuminata subsp. malaccensis (wild Malaysian banana), 820 nucleotides. The record is from RefSeq and is a predicted model, not a curated record. NCBI's taxonomy places the organism in Eukaryota, Viridiplantae, Streptophyta, Magnoliopsida, Zingiberales, Musaceae.